Molecule: messenger RNA, 357 nt
Organism: Eruca vesicaria subsp. sativa (arugula)
Lineage: Eukaryota; Viridiplantae; Streptophyta; Magnoliopsida; Brassicales; Brassicaceae
Source: the annotation of a GenBank genome assembly
AUGUUGCAUCUGGGAUUUGAGGAACGGUGUCCUCCUGGAGGAGAGGAAUCAGUUGUUUUCUACACAACGUCUCUUAGGGGGAUCAGGAAAACCUUCGACGACUGCAACAUGAUCCGCUUUCUUCUCGAUAGCUUUAAGGUUAAGUAUUAUGAGAGGGAUGUGUCUAUGCACAAACAGUACAGAGAAGAGCUUAGCAGCAUUUCAGCUACUGAGGAAGAAACAGAGGCUUGGUUCGUUAAGGGUAGGUGUAUCGGCGGAGCUCAACGUGUAUUGGGUCUGCACGAGCAAGGCAAGUUCAGGGCUUUGUUUGAGGGUGUUCCAGGAUUCAGUGCUUGUUAUGUAACGAGAAUGGCUUGA